Durio zibethinus is the source of this 4007-nucleotide messenger RNA. Its product is annotated as SAC3 family protein A-like. Gene Ontology annotation, cellular component: nucleus. The record is from RefSeq and is a predicted model, not a curated record. Lineage: Eukaryota; Viridiplantae; Streptophyta; Magnoliopsida; Malvales; Malvaceae.
UCAAACUCAAUAAAUCAAAACGACGGCCCUAAAAGCGAUUAAACGACGACGAACUUAUAAACAAACACAAUUGCUUCUCAUUUUCUUUGUUUUUCAUUUAUUUUCUUUUUCUUUUUGAGUUUCUCCUGGUUCUCUUUCUGCUUCGUCUGUCUUUCUUUCAAGCUCGCGGGAUUUUAUUUAUUUUUUUAAAUUCAAAUUUUUUGUUCGUUUUAUUACUUGAUAAAAUCCAAUAUUCAAUUACUUUGGACGUAUAUAUUUUUUAAUUUCUGGGUUUUCUCCUUUGAUCCCAAAGCUUUGUUCUUUGCCCCUGAAAACCCUCAAAGUCUUUACCUUUUCAACAUCAGGGUUUUUUUGAAGGAAAUAGGGAUGAUGAUUAUGAGAUGAUGAAUCAAGCUACUAAUACUCAAACAUUAGCUUCACUUGGCCCGAACUCCGUCAAGAAUCAAUGUGUUGUUAAUAAAAGUCAGGGGCAGACAUCUUCAUAUGUUCCCUCAACAACUGGUUCUGAAGUUGUAUCAUGGAACAUGUAUAGGGUGGAUAAUCACUCUGUAGGAAAUGGAAGUUUAUCGAAUUCCAUUUACCACCAUGUGCAGCACACAGAGCCAUCGACAAGAACCAUCCAGGAUGGGUCAAAUGCAGCAUCUCUUGCUCCUUCAUCAAGCGUAGGAUUGACAAAUGCACAACCAGUCUAUAUUGGCUAUAAUUCAUACUCAAAUUCCGCUGAUCCUUAUUCAUAUGGGAGUACAGGAUACCAAGGUUACUAUAAUGGUUAUCAGCAACAACCUAACCACUCUUACUCUCAGCCAGUAGGAGUAUAUCAAAACACAGGUGCUCCUUAUCAGCCUCUUUCCUCAUUUCAGAAUGCAGGGUCUUAUGCUGGGCCUACAAGUUAUUCAAGCACUUACUACAAUCCUGGUGAUUAUCAGACAGCUGGAGGUUACCCAAGCAGCGAUUACAGUCAUCAGACUACCACAUGGAGUGAAGGCAACUAUGCAAAUUAUACUACUCACCAAUAUUCAAACUGCACUCCAGAUACAAGUGGGGCUUACACUACUGGUAAUGCAGCGACAAAUUCAUUGCAUUAUCAGCAGCAUUACAAGCAGUGGGUUGAUUAUUACAAUCAAACAGAAGUUACCUGUGCCCCAGGAACUGAAAAUUUGUCUAUUGCUAGUACAUCCACUGAGGUGUCUCAGGUUCCUAGUGUUAGUGGUGGAUAUCCUACUUCAAACAGCCCUGCUCCCCUAUCUUUUACCCCAUCUUGGAGGCCAGAGUCCAGUUCAUCUCUAAUGCCUUCAUUGCAGCCUGGUGCAACAGUCACUGGUUCUUAUGAUAGUUGCUGGAAACAUGGGGCUCCAAGUUUUCAAAAUCAGCAUCCUAGUCCUGUACAGCCACAUUUUCAGAAGCCUUCGGAUUCAAAAUCUUCAUAUGAUAACUUUCAUGAACAACAAAAAACCGCUUGCCCUCAAGGUCCCGAUUUACAGUAUCCUGUGGCUCAGCAGGCACCUCAAAAUUACCAACCGCCUUUGCAAACUGUUCAAUCAUUAGACACACGAAGGGUAAGCAAACUGCAGAUUCAAACAAACCCCAGAAUUGCUUCUAAUUUGCCAUUGGGUUUACAAAAGUUGGACAAGGAUGUCUCUAACAACAGUGCAGUAGCAAAACCUGCUUAUAUCAGUGUUUCACUGCCAAAACCCAGUGAGAAAGUGUUGCCUGAUGAUGCAGCUGAUUCUGUUCUCAAGGCUGGUGUGUUCCGAAAAUCAUUGAAGAGUUAUGUUGAAAGGGCAUUGGGUCAAUGUAAAGAUGAAAAGCAAAUGACAGCUUGCCAGGAAGUCAUGAAGGAGAUAAUUACCAAGGCAACUAAUGAUGGCACACUUCACACACGAGACUGGGAUGCUGAGCCUCUCUUUCCAAUACCAGAUGCAGAUAUGACUAAUACGAACAGCAAUUUACAAAAUACAACCCCUGUUUCUUUAUUCCCAAAGUACAAGAAGAGUCCAACUAGACGAUCCAAGAGCAGAUGGGAGCCUUUGCCAGAGGAGAAACCUGUUGAUAAAUUGGUUUCUGUCAACAAUUAUGCAGUAAAAUAUAGUAGCUGGGCUCACGUCAAUGAAAAGGACAGAAAGCCUGCAGGUGCAAAUUCUGAGGGGAAGACUGACGUUAUGAAUGACAUUAGGUUUCUGCUGAUGGAGCAGAAAUCUGCUAGUAAAACUCUACAGAGGCCAGUUAAGAGGCAGCGUCUUGGUGGUGUGAAUGCUGCUGAUAGUGAUGAUGCAUCUAGUGAUAGUGAUAAGGAAGAUAAUUUAAUAGUAUAUAAUUCUGGUGCAAUUGCACUCGCUAAAACACCGGAGGAAAGAAAGAGACGUGAAAAUCGUUCUAAGCGUUUUGAGAAAGUGCAAGGAAAUCAAGCACAAAUUAAUCACUUUAAGGCCAAAAAUGCUGGCAAUGGAAACCUAUAUGGUAGAAGGGCUAGUGCUUUGGUGCUUAGCAAAAGCUUUGAAGAUGGUGGCAGCAGGGCUGUUGAAGACAUUGACUGGGAUGCAUUAACUGUGAAAGGAACAUGUCAGGAAAUAGAGAAACGAUAUUUGCGUCUUACUUCUGCACCAGAUCCCUCCACUGUAAGACCAGGAGAAGUUCUGGAAAAAGCUCUAUCUAUGGUUCAAAAUUCUCAAAAGAACUACCUCUAUAAGUGUGAUCAGUUGAAGUCUAUUCGCCAAGACUUAACUGUCCAAAGAAUCCGUAACCAGCUAACAGUUAAGGUUUAUGAAACUCAUGCUCGAUUGGCAUUGGAAGUUGGGGACCUGCCUGAGUAUAAUCAGUGCCAAUCACAGCUGAAAAUACUUUAUGCUGAAGGAAUUGAGGGCUGUCAUAUGGAGUUUUCCGCUUACAAUUUACUUUGUGUUAUCAUGCACUCAAAUAAUAACAGAGAUCUCUUAUCAUCAAUGUCAAGAUUAUCUAAUGAAGCAAAGAAAGAUACAGCUGUUCAACAUGCACUUGCAGUUCGUGCAGCGGUGACUUCAGGAAAUUAUGUUAUGUUUUUCAGAUUGUACAAAACGGCACCUAACUUGAACACCUGCCUUAUGGAUCUUUACGUCGAGAAAAUGCGAUAUAAGGCUGUAAGCUGUAUGUCUCGGUCUUAUCGUCCUCAGGUACCUAUUUCAUACAUUGCUAGGGUGCUGGGCUUCAGCAGUGGUAUGCCUACAAAUGAAGGAAGUGAUGAGAAAGACUCAGAUGGAUUGGAGGACUGUGUUGACUGGUUGAAGGCACAUGGCGCAUGCCUUGUUGCCGAUAGUAAUGGAGAGAUGCAGCUUGAUACUAAGGCUUCAUCUUCGAGUCUCUACAUGCCAGAUCCUGAAGAUGCCGUUGCCCAUGGAGAUGCUAGUCUAGCUGUUAAUGAUUUUCUGACACGGACAUCGUCAUAGCCAAGUUAUUUGUACCCAAGUGUAGAAGAUUAACUGGAAACUUUUGCCAUCCUCACUCCAAUACACAAGAAAGAGAGUGGAAUAUUUUGAAGAAUGGCUGACAAGUCCGAUGAAAUUAAGCCGGAGGACUGAGGGUGUUGCUUGUAACCUACAAGAGAGUAGAUCACUGUAAACCCUAACUCGAAAAUAUUCAAAUUCUCUGAGAAAUGCUUGUUAGGACGGCAGAGAACGGUUGAGCUAGCAUUAUAGUUGUUCUUGUUUCUCUUUUGAAACAUCAAUCACAUCAUUCUUUCUCGGUGAAGAUAGAAAAUUAAUGUAUUUCAGGAAGAAAAUAAGGAAAAUUACUCACUAUGUUUGAUAUAUGAAUGCUUUAGAAAUUUGAGUUCCAAUGUUCAAUGUUCAAUGUUCAGUCUUAGAAAUGAAAAUAUGGCAAUUGGGUGGAUUAAUCAACUUUGUACCUUGUAUUUUUCAUGCAUUUUGCUAGGAGUGAUACACAAAUUUAAUUGAGGAUUAUCACUUUAACGAUUGGAUGGUUCUCAAUAAAAAUAUAUUUAAGUGACAAUGACAAAGAAAUAUUAUAUAUAGAAU